This is a messenger RNA of Miscanthus lutarioriparius, 2946 nucleotides long. The record is from the annotation of a GenBank genome assembly. NCBI's taxonomy places the organism in Eukaryota, Viridiplantae, Streptophyta, Magnoliopsida, Poales, Poaceae.
AUGGGGGUAAUGUCACAGCGGGUUCUGCCCGCCUGCAGCAGCCUUUGCUACUUCUGCCCCUCUCUGCGGGCACGCUCCCGGCAGCCUGUCAAGCGGUACAAGAAGAUCAUAGCAGACAUCUACCAGCUGCCACCGGAUGGAGAGCCAAAUGAUAGAAGGAUUGGGAAGCUCUGUGAUUAUGUCUCGAGAAAUCCAACACGCAUACCAAAGAUCACAGAGUAUCUUGAGCAGAGAUUCUAUAAAGAUCUGAGGCACGAGAAUUUUACAUUGGCCAAAGUUGUGCCAUGCAUCUAUAGGAAACUUCUUUGUUCAUGCAAGGAGCUCAGGCCAUUGCUAGCCACAAGCUCAUUAAGCACCAUUUGCACUCUUCUUGAUAUGAAAGCACAUGAUGAUCUACAGGUUCUGGGUUGUCUUAUGCUUGUUGACUUCCUCAAUGGCCAGGUUGACAGCACACAUAUGUUUAAUUUGGAAGGUCUCAUACCCAAACUUUGCAAAAUUGGUCAACAAUUAAGGGAAGAUGAUGAAGGGCUCCGUCUUCGAUCUGCAGCUCUUCAGGCUCUUGCUUCUAUGGUCCAAUACAUGGGUGACCACUCACACAUUUCAAUGGAACUUGAUGAAGUUGUCUCAGUGAUCAUAAACUGUCAUGAGGCUAAUCAAACACUCUCAAUAAAAGAGGUUGUCAGAUUUCAAGAUGAUGAUGAUUUGGUCAUUAAUGGGAACUUGGCUGUGUUACCAGUGUCUGGACAAAAUAGUGCCAAAGUGGCAUCUGAUACAAUGUCUGCAUCUGAAAAUCCAGCACACUGGGCAAGGGUUUGCUUGCGAAAUAUGGCUAAUAUUGCCAAGGAGGCCACAACUGUGCGGCGUAUUCUUGAUCCUGUUUUCCGCCUUUUUGACAGCCACGACUAUUGGUCUCCUGAAAGUGGGAUUGCCCUUUCUGUUCUGCAAGAAAUGCAGAAACUGAUGGACAAAUCAGGGCAAUAUGGUCAUUUGUUGUUAUCUUUCACUAUAAAGCACAUAGAUCAUAAAAGUAUUGCCAAGAAUUCUGUCAAGCAAAUCAAUAUUGUAAAAGUUGCUUCACAUCUUGCAAGGCAUGCAAAGUUGAAGGCAUCAGUGACAAUAGCAAGUGCAAUCAGUGACUUAAUAAAGCACUUGCGCAAAUGUAUGCAUUUUGCUAUUGAAGCGUCUAAUGCACAUGCUGAUGAUGACAAGUGGCACAGUGCACUUUAUGUGGCCUUGGAGGAGUGCCUAGUGCAGUUGACAGAAAAGGUUGGGGAUGUUGGUCCUAUUCUUGACAUGGUUGGGGUAAUGCUUGAGAAUCUCUCUCAUACUGCUACAAUCGCAAGAACAACAAUUUCAUCUGUUUAUCGCACAUCACAAAUAGCAGCGUCUGUCUACAAGUCAUCAUACCAUCAGAAGGCAUUUCCUGAAGCUUUAUUUCACCAGCUUCUGUUAGCAAUGUUGCACCCAGACAAUAAGACGAGGAUUGGUUCACAUCGUGUUCUAUCCACCAUUAUAGCACCUUCAUUGCUGUGUCCAUGGUCGGGCAUGAGCUUUCCUAUCCCAAUGAAGGGUGAUGAUUCGCAGAACUUGCAUUUGUUGGUUCUCUCAGCUUUCUCUUCCGAGGCCAUAAUCAAUGAAACACGGACCAAAAACAAGAUCCAAGCAUCCUUGCAGGCAAACAACAAAUCAGAAGCUAUAGUUGAUGCUGAGAAUGGAUACGCACAGAUGGAACCAGAUAAAAGGAAGUAUCCAGGGAGCCCAUGUCUGAAUGAGCAUUAUGCAUUUAAUGAUGAAAACCUAAAAUUCAUGAAGUUGAACAACCACCAGAUUGUUCUCCUCCUUUCAACUAUUUGGAGUCAAGCAUCUCUGAAUGAUAACUCACCUGCAAAUUUUGAAGCAAUGGGCCUUGCCUACAGCAUUGCUUUAUUAUGUUCAAAAUCAAAAAGCUCCAGUCAUGUGGCACUAGUUCGCUGUUUCCAGUUGGCGUUCUCUCUCAGGAGAAAGUCUCUUAGCCAUGAAAGUGAUUUGCAGCCAUCUCGUAGAAGGUGUCUGUAUACGAUGGCAUCAGCGAUGCUCAUCUUUUCAGCAAAAAAUGCUGAUCUUCACCAGAUAAUUCCUCCUGUGAAAGCCGCAGCACCAGAGAAAAUGGUUGACCCUCAUCUUUGCUUGAUGGAUGACUGCCAACUAGUUAAUACCUCUGCAGAGUCAUCUAACAGUGAGAUGGUUUAUGGUUCUGAGGAAGAUGAAAGUGAUGCACUGGCCUUUCUUUCAGCCAUAAACAAGCAUGACACGGAACUAAUAGAAACCGUGAUGUGCCACUUUAAGGAGAAGUUUGAAAAUUUACCAGAGAAGUUUAAUGGGAUAGAAGAACAACUUCUUCAAGAGUUUUCUCUGGAUGAUUCAUUUCCUCUUGGUGCCCCACUAUUCAUGGAGACGCCACACUCUUGUUUAGUGUAUGCAGAAAAGGAUGAACAAUGUUUUGAUGAGGAUACUGUUCCUUCUGAGCUAGACGACGACGACAUCAUCUUUGAGCAUAGUGGAUCUCAAUCUGACAGGAAAACGUCAGGUUCCAUGGCCUCGUCAGAUGUUCUAACUGUCAAUCAACUAAUAGAAUCUGUUCAUGAGACUGCAAGGCAAGUUGCUAAUGUUCCAGUUUCCGCCAACCCUGUACCAUACGACCAAAUGAAGAGUCAGUGUGAAGCCCUGGUCAUGGAAAAACAACAGAAGAUGUCUGUUCUCUUGAGCUUCAAGCACUCGAGGACUGACUCGCAUGGUUCAGCCGGUGUGGAUGGGCUCGAAACGAAUGAGUCUUCUUUGCGAUCUGAGCCAGAGUUGAGGAAGGGUCGCAUGCGCCGUUGCGAUUCAGCAUCCAGCGAAUCUGACUGUUCGUUCAGGCUGCCACCUGCUAGCCCAUACGACAAGUUCCUGAAAGCGGCUGGACGGUAG